Messenger RNA from Pneumocystis jirovecii RU7, 2199 nucleotides. RefSeq lists its product as uncharacterized. Gene Ontology annotation, molecular function: damaged DNA binding; single-stranded DNA binding. The record is from RefSeq and is a predicted model, not a curated record. The transcript is spliced from 9 exons. Gene Ontology annotation, cellular component: XPC complex; cytoplasm; nucleus. Bases 1 to 2199 code for a protein of 732 amino acids. Gene Ontology annotation, biological process: mismatch repair; nucleotide-excision repair. NCBI's taxonomy places the organism in Eukaryota, Fungi, Ascomycota, Pneumocystomycetes, Pneumocystales, Pneumocystaceae.
AUGCCAAGAUUAAAUAAAGAAAAAAAUCUGAAAAAUAGAAAUAGUUCUUUAGGUAGUAGAAAGGGUUCUUUAAAGAAAAAAAAUAAAAAUAAAAAAGAUAUUUAUGAUCAGACUAGUAAAUAUUUUCUUAAAGAUUUUUCUAAAGAGAAUAUAUCUUUAGGCGAUAAAAGUGUAGUUAAUUCUUUAGAUUUUCAUCUUCAGGAUCCCGAUGAAAGCUCAGUAGAUUGGGAGGAUAUGGAAAUUGAUCAAGAUUUAUUAAUGAAAAAUGAAAUUUUUGUGAAAAAUUGUGAUGAAGAUCUUAAUAUUAUUUUAAAUGCCUCAAAAUAUCCAAAAUUUCAAAAAGUCUAUAGAAAAACUUUGAAUGCAUGUUAUUUACAACGGAGCGUUAGAAUUCAAAUGCAUUUACUUCAUUUAGCAUGUUUGAUUUCUCAUGGAUUUCUAAGGAAUAAAUGGAUUAAUGAUAUAGAAACACAAAAUAUUUUACGGAAUAAAUUUAAGGAUGAAUGUCCUUUGCUUUUCAUGCAGAUUGAAGAAUAUAAGCAGGGAUUUUCUAGCCAACAAUUAGGAUCUGAUGAUUUGGGAAAAAUAUUAUUAUCUAUUUUACAGUGGUUUAAACGGAAAUUUGAAAUAAUUGCUUUGGGAAUAGGAAGAGGCUCUUGUCAUUUUAAAGAAUAUGGGUUUAGUUUAGAAAAUUGCACACAUUUAUUUGAAAUUAUUAAUUCAAUCUUUGAAUUUCGUAAAAUUGCGUUGUUUUUAAAAGGUAGCAGGGAUUCUGGUGUUCAAAUACUUACAUCUCUGCUGAGGGCUUUGGGUUUUAAUGCUAGACUUAUUUUCUCAUUACAACCUUUAGGUUUAAAUUUUAACUCAAAAUAUCAAAUUUAUGAGGAAGAAUGUUAUAAAUCAAUGGCUUGUGCUCUGAAUAAUGGAUCAGGGAAUUUCAAAAAAGUGCAUAUUAUAAGUUCUAAGAAUGAAUUGGAUAAUAUUUCAACUAAGUUUAAAGAGGAUUUAUCUCUUAAUAAAGCUAAAUUAAUAUCUGAGUUUAGUUUUCCUUAUCCUGUCUUUUGGACUGAAGUUUAUGAUAUUAAUACAACUACAUGGUAUUCUGUUGAGUGCAUGGUUUUAAAUUGUGUUGUUGCAUUUUCAGAUAGAAGUGCUUUCAUACCUAAAGGAAAAAUGCUUAUUGAAACUAAAAUGAAUGCAAGUUAUAUUGUGGCUUUUGAAGUUGAUGGAUAUGCGAAAGAUGUUACGCUUAAAUAUGCAAAUAAUAUUUUAAAACUUAAUAGAAUAAAACUUCCCGUUUCUCAAAAGGAUAAAUAUGUUUCAUUUGAAAAACUUCUUAAUAUAUUUAAAAGACCAUUCUCAUCAGAUAUAGAUUUUAAAGAAAAUAGUGAUUUGCAGUCAAAAAUAUUAUGUAAAAAAAUAGAUAGUAUUACUAUAAAUGAAUAUAGGACUCAUCCAGAUUAUAUUCUUGAGCGUCAUCUUAAAAGGGAAGAAAUUAUUCGUCCUGGAGCAUUUCCAAUAUAUGUAUUUAUGCAUGGUAAAGGGGAUAAGUUAAAGGAAGAAAAAGUUUUCAAUAGAUCUGAUAUUUUAUUGUGCAAAUCUGUUGAAUAUUAUUAUCGAAAAGGUAGACAGAUAAAAUCGGGCGAAUUACCUCUUAAGAUUGUCAAACCAAGGAGUGUUACUCUAAGGCGAAGACGAGAAAAUGAAUUUAUUGCUUCUGAAACUAAUGAAGUUGCUAUUCAACCAUUGUACGCAGAAUUUCAAACAGAAUUAUAUAUUCCUCCUCCUGUGGUUAAUGGGGUUGUUCCAAAGAAUAAAUAUGGGAAUACAGACUUGUUUACUGAUUCUAUGAUACCUGAAGGUGCUACACAUUUGCCCUAUACUGGAAUUGGAAAAAUUGCAAAGAGACUAGGGUUUGAUUAUUCUGAUGCUGUUACUGGAUUUGAAUUUAAAAGUCAACGUGCAAUUCCUAUUAUAACAGGUAUUUUGGUCGCUACUGAAAAUGCUGAUGCGUGUUUCGAGGCAUGGAUAUUUGAUAAACAAAAAAAGAAUGAAAAGGAAUUAAAAAAACGUGAAAAAGAAGUGCUUGGUAGAUGGAGGAAAUUUCUUUUAGGUUUAAAAAUACGCGAUCGUAUUGAAAAUUUGUAUGGUAAUGGUUAUGAUACUCAUUUUGAAAUUAUAUCUACAAAAAAUGAUUAA